Messenger RNA from Drosophila gunungcola (fruit fly), 509 nucleotides. RefSeq lists its product as uncharacterized. NCBI's taxonomy places the organism in Eukaryota, Metazoa, Arthropoda, Insecta, Diptera, Drosophilidae. The transcript is spliced from 2 exons. The coding region runs from base 31 to 312 and encodes 93 amino acids. The record is from RefSeq and is a predicted model, not a curated record.
AUCCAUUGACGAUCUCAGUUUGCUUUCAACAUGCGUGCUCUUCAGUUCCUCCUAUUGUUGCUCGCGAUUUCCUGCGGUUUUGUGGCAUCGCUUCCCCGCCAGCGACGCCAGAUUGACCUCACGGUUUCGGCGGAGCACGACGACAAGGACGAUGAGACGGAACUGGCACUGGAGGCCAUCGCCGGACUAUGGAGCAGUGCAGACAGUCGGACGAAGAUCGAUGGAUCCGCCAGCCUGGUGCAUCGCACCCAGGGAAUGCAAUCGGGUUCGGAGCAGGACUUUCGUCUGGGAGUACGCAUUACGUUCGAGUGAUAGAGACGGAGUUCCAGACAUCUGAAGCUGGGGGAAAAUCGAGCGAUUGCGUGAGGAAACCGAAAUACUGUAUAAACAAUCCCACUGCCGAUAACAUUUUGACCUUCGCAGCUCCGUAUAUUGUAGAAUAUGUAAAAAGAACCUUCGUGAAAAUACAAUAUACCCGCAAACUGUUUGCUUUAUUGAUUCCAUUUUAA